This is a messenger RNA of Aricia agestis (brown argus), 1629 nucleotides long. RefSeq names its product protein odr-4 homolog. The transcript is spliced from 7 exons. Bases 148 to 1533 code for a protein of 461 amino acids. Gene Ontology annotation, biological process: intracellular protein localization. Gene Ontology annotation, cellular component: endomembrane system. NCBI's taxonomy places the organism in Eukaryota, Metazoa, Arthropoda, Insecta, Lepidoptera, Lycaenidae. The record is from RefSeq and is a predicted model, not a curated record.
UUGUUUAUAAAAUUUUAGGCGAUGGUGAUCGGAAAUCGGAAUUAUCUUAUUUUACCGAAUUAAUUUGACUUCAUAAAAACUAAGAUAGAUAUCCUAGGACGUGUGAUAAUUCUAUAUGAUAUACCAUUUUAAUUUACGGUUUCAACCAUGGUCAGAACAGUUUAUUCUCCCGAAUAUUGUCUGCAAUAUUUAGAGCAAUAUGCUAGCCGAGAGAGUUUCGUAUCGGGCUUGAUACUGGGUCAGAUUACAGAGGCUCGUGAGAAUGUAAUCCACCUGGCCCGAACGCCAGAAGAAAAAUCAGACACAGACUCAGAGCAGAGUUACACGUCAGAGAAGACUCCAAUUAAAAACCUGUCGGGUGUGUCGGAAGCCUGGGUGGCAGACCACGCCAAACAUGUCACGAGAAUGCUACCAGGAGGGAUGUUUGUUAUGGGUAUAUUUAUUGUAAGUGAGGGUGACAUCUUUGAGGAUCCCACAUCUUUCAGUAAAGCUAAAACUAUUCUAAACUACACACACAAAGUGUUGAGCUCCAACCAAUACAUGUAUGGUAACUAUUCCCAUUCAAACGAGAGGCUAGUUCUCCACAUGUCUACAAGUACAAAAGUGUUGACUUGCAAAAGUCUCGAAGUGGGUGCUCCGAAGACAAUCAUAAAACCAGUAGAAUGGAAGUUCCUAUCAAAACCACAGCAAUGGCAGAGAAUUGAUUGCUAUUAUGAUUUUGAUGAAGUUUACCCGGUCAUUGUAAAACAAAAGGGUAUAUCAGUCAAGCAACAGUUUCAGCAAAUUCUGGAAUCUGCCCAUAAGACAAUAGAAACUAGUGUCAUGUUCAUUGAUGGUGAACUGAAAGAUGGAGCAGAGGUGCUGGAACAAAUGAGUAAAAAGAAAAAAACCAAAAGCUCAAAGAAUGCUCAGGAUGCACCAAAAUCCAUGCAUGCAUCACUAUUUGUGCCUUAUGAAAACAGUAUGCCCGAAACAGUUGAAUACCUCGAAUGUGAUGGUAACAUACACUUUAGUGGUGUUGUCUCAUCCUCUGUGUUUAUGUAUCCUAAAGCAACAAUCAAUGAAACUAUUGCUGCAGUUAAGCAGGACAUUGUCAGAUCACUAGCGUCUCGAUUUACCAUGCACUGUGAUGCACUUAUUGAUGACAAUUUACUUCCUGAAGAAAAGGUAUGCUUCAAUGAGCCCCCGAGGCGUGUGUUGGUCCCAGUUGGCUCUCUCUAUCUCUGUGACUACCUCUUCCCUGGAGAGUCCCCCGCUGAGGCCUUACUGUCUGUACGAGAACUGCUUGACCUGCAGCUCACGGAGACAGAUGUUAUAUGUGACGUGGAAACACCUGCAGAUACAUCGGAGUUUGAUGCACUAGACCGCGACAGAAGUAAUGAAGAAAUGUUGGCGACGCCACAAGAGGCCAGCCAGUUCAUGUACAUCACCGGUAUAGGAUUUGCCUUGUUUGUGUUAAUAUUCUCUGUAUUCAUGAAUUACUAUUAUCAAGGAAUCAUGGGGUUCUUCAGUAAAUCCGUUUCGAAGGACUGAAGUGUUGUGAUAAGAUCUUUAAAAUAUAGACGUAACUUAAAGCUUUUAUAGACUGCAAGAAAAAAAACAUAGGUUCAAGUUUCAAUAUUGCUUCAA